AUGGGAAAGGAGCCGCCUGUAUUCGUAAAAUUGAUUUUUCUUUCAACAGUAGUCGGAUUAAGUGCUAUUUUCUUUCAGCGAGUAUGAACUACAGAAAAGAUUAUUCCAUCACAAUACUUGAAGUCGUCUAGAACCUGGGAAUUGGCAGCGAAAUGCUGUGCGCUCAGCACAGUUAUAAUGUUUCUUAAUAUCCUUGUGAUAAUGAUGUGCAGACUAUUCACAGCAGCUGGUGACACUGUUAGAGGCACGGAAAGUGUAUUUUUAAUUACAUCGAAAAAGAUUUUGCAAAACACUUUAGAGGAAAAUUUCUUAUUUAUCAUCAACUUAUUAGCUGCACAUGCAAAUGGGCUUGAUAAUGAAAGAUUGGUGCUAGUUACGCUCGUUUAUAUAGGUGCCAGAGCUAUUUUUACAGUUGGGUACUACUUAGGGGUCUUUUUAAAUAUCCCACCGCUGCGUGCUCCAGGAUUUGCUUUGACUUUUAUCAACAACGCAAUUCUAUUUUACUUCAACAUAAAAACUUUAAUUAAGGUUUAA
Molecule: messenger RNA, 534 nt
Organism: Blepharisma stoltei
Lineage: Eukaryota; Ciliophora; Heterotrichea; Heterotrichida; Blepharismidae
Source: the annotation of a GenBank genome assembly